GAAAGACAGGCCCUUUACCCGAUGAACCCUUUAGUUGCCAAAUCUUUUUUCUUUGCCAAUUUAAAGUAACCGCCAACAGGAACAAAUAACAAACGCCUCUAACUGCUAGAAGAACUAGAAGGCGCUGAUGGCCUGUAGGUUCUGUUUACGUUGCGUUGCGUCUGCGUGUGUGGGGUUGGUGUUGUCGUCUGUCACGUCUGUUGAUAAAGCAAUGGAGCAAGUGGAGGCUAGUAUUCGAAAGCUACUCAAUGGAGAAAUUCUAGAGGAUGAAGACGAACUUUGUGAUUUUACAUUAGCAGCACAAAAUGAGGCGACAGCUGCUAAAGGUGUCACUCCUACAACACCAUCUGAUUAUGUGCCUAUUUUGGGAAAUACUGUAACAUAUAUAGUUAUGGGAGUGCUGUUUAAUUCUCAAGGUGAGGUGCUUAUGAUGCAAGAGGCUAAAAGUUCUUGUGCAGGGCAAUGGUAUUUACCUGCAGGAAGAGUUAACCCUGGAGAAAAUCUAGAGGAAGCUGUCGUCAGAGAGGUAUUAGAAGAAACUGGUCUAGAAAUGCAGCCUACUACAUUAUUGAUGGUUGAAUGUGCUAGCAAGGCAUGGUUCCGAUUUGUUUUUGCAGGAACCAUAACAGGUGGACGGCUUAAAACACCCGCUGAUGCUGAUAGUGAGUCACUUCAAGCAAAAUGGAUUCAAGAUAUAAAUGAGCUGAGCUUAAGAGCAUCCGAUAUUCACAAUAUAAUUGAAAUGGCUCGUGGUCACUACAGUAUAAUUGCUAAUAAUCAACCUAUUCAUGCAAAUCUUGUGCCAGUAGUUAAGGCUCAUAAAAAGUUGUUGCUGAGGCUUGUGGUGUGUGCAAGACAAAAAAGCAGCAAUCGUCUCCAUAUAUUACUCUCUGAGAAGACUGAAGUGCAUUUGCCUAUGUGUGAAAUAAACCACAACAGAAAUCUCCACUCAUUACUUCAUAAAUUUAUGAUUGAAAUAUUUGGAGCUGAUGUCCCUGCACACAAACCUCAUGGUUUAAUGUCCGUGGAGCAUUGUGGGAGACCAGAGGCUAUGCAUGAUGGUCUUUGUCUCACAGUGCUGGUGUCCUUCAGGGUUCCAUUAGAAGAGGUUUUCCCAAUUGAUAAGUACAAUUGGUUCCAAAUUUCAAAAGAUCUAGCAGAGAAGUUAUUGGCAUGCCUUCCAAGAAACAUGACACUCCCCCUGAAUGUGAUUCGGUAGUUUCUCCCAGUUGGGGGCAUGUUGGGAGUAGGAAUGAACUUAAUGUUUUGCAGUAUUGCCUGAUUGAUAUUAUGGACUUUGUUGUUUAGUAACUGGUGAUGGGGAAACAAUUAUGCAGUCAAGGCCAGUUUCUUCACUGAAAUAUUACAAGAUGUAGUGUCCUAUAAUCAAAGUGUAACUCUGAAUUUUAAUAAUUGUAUUUUUAGUGGGCUCUGGAAGUUCUAUUCAUACUCCACAUACAAGAAGUACUCUGAAAUUAAGAGCCAUCCAAUUUUCUUUCCUAAUCAUGUUUGUAUUGUAAAUUUGGUCUUUAGCUUUGAAAGAAUCUCAUAUCAUGUUCAUUAACACAUCACAAUAAUCUCACUUAACCCUUAACCACUGUACAACUUUCAUCUGUACUGCAUCUUUCCAGUUGUUUCUACCUUUUGUAUGUUCCCUCCAAAAAGGCUUGAGAAAUUCUGUUUCAUUCUCAACAGUAUGGUUUGAUGGAGUGUAUUUGGCUUUAUCUAUCUUUGUCCAUUUUUAAGUAAAGUACCUGAGGCAUA
Frankliniella occidentalis (western flower thrips) is the source of this 1764-nucleotide messenger RNA. RefSeq names its product 8-oxo-dGDP phosphatase NUDT18. Bases 128 to 1219 code for a protein of 363 amino acids. The record is from RefSeq and is a predicted model, not a curated record. NCBI's taxonomy places the organism in Eukaryota, Metazoa, Arthropoda, Insecta, Thysanoptera, Thripidae. The transcript is spliced from 6 exons. Gene Ontology annotation, molecular function: magnesium ion binding; 8-oxo-GDP phosphatase activity; 8-oxo-dGDP phosphatase activity.